Messenger RNA from Asparagus officinalis (garden asparagus), 2750 nucleotides. RefSeq names its product RINT1-like protein MAG2. The record is from RefSeq and is a predicted model, not a curated record. The transcript is spliced from 4 exons. Gene Ontology annotation, cellular component: Dsl1/NZR complex. The coding region runs from base 165 to 2489 and encodes 774 amino acids. Gene Ontology annotation, biological process: regulation of ER to Golgi vesicle-mediated transport; retrograde vesicle-mediated transport, Golgi to endoplasmic reticulum; endoplasmic reticulum to Golgi vesicle-mediated transport. NCBI's taxonomy places the organism in Eukaryota, Viridiplantae, Streptophyta, Magnoliopsida, Asparagales, Asparagaceae.
UUGAACGGGCCGGGUCGUUUCACAUUGAUCCAAAACGUAUUGUUCACGGAGCGUACCGGUACGGCUCUCCUUCUCCUCCCCUGCGAAGUCCGAUCUCUUGAAGCCAAACCGAACCCUAACCCUAAUCCUAGAAACAGCGGUCGAUGAAGUGAGCGCCGAAACCCAUGGAAGGGGCUGCCAUUACGCUGCCCCGCUCCUCUGACCUCUCUCCCGCGCUCCGGCGCUUCCUCUCGAGCUCCUUCGAGGCCAUAGACGACCUGCCGAGAUCCGUCCACCUCGAAUCCGAUCUCAGAUCCAGCUGCACGAAUCUUGAGGCGUCUCUCUCGGAUCUCGGCCGCCGGCUGUCCGAUUCCGUCGCCUCCUACGCCGCCCACUCGGAUCAGGUCUCUUCCGCUCUCGGAGGGGUGAAAUCGGGACUGCGAGAUCUUAGAUUGAGCGUUUCGAGGCACAGUUCAGAUGGAUUUGGGAGAAGCGAGCAGAUAUUGGGGGAGGAGCUGCCGGCGCUUGCGAAGGAGGUGGCCAGGGUUGAGACAGUGAGAGCUUAUGCUGAGACAGCAUUGAAACUUGACAGCUUGAUUGGUGAUGUAGAAGAUGCAGUCUCUUCUUCAGUGACCACUAAACUCAGAUCUCCUACUAAUUCAGUUGUUUCAGAGGAAUCUAGGCUCAUUGCCAUCAACUCUCUCAAGGAAAUUGAAGAUAUCUUAACAUCUGUUUCCAAAACCCGGCCUCAAUGGUCUCAGCUUGUUUCAGCUGUUGAUCACAGGGUUGAUCGAGCCCUAGCUGUCCUGCGACCCCAAGCAAUCUCAGACCACCGCUUGCUUCUUUCUUCACUUGGUUGGCCUCCUUCCCUCUCUGGUUCUAGCUUUUCUACCACAAACACUGGGAGUAAACAAGCCAAAAUCUCAAAUCCUCUGUUCACAAUGGAUGGGGACUUGAAGAGCAAGUACUUUGAGAGUUUCCUCUCCCUUUGCCGUCUUCAGGAGUUACAGAGUCGCAGAAAAACCAGGCAGCUUGAAGGCCAGAAUCUAGCUAUGGCUGCUUUCCGCCAACCUCUUUGGGUAAUCGAAGAGCUUGUGACCCCAAUCUCUUUAGCAUCCCAACGCCACUUCUUGAAGUGGGCCGGGAAGCCCGAGCUUAUAUUUGCUCUUGUCUACAAAACCACAAGGGAUUUCAUCGACUCAAUGGAUGAAGUGUUGCAACCUCUUGUUGACAAGGCCAGACUUGUGGGUUACAGUUGCCGAGAGGAGUGGAUUUCAGCAAUGGUGACUUCACUUUGCACAUAUUUAGCCAAAGAGAUCUUCCCUAAAUAUGUUGAUCUCCUUCAAGAUGAUAGCAGGGCUUCCUUUCUUCAUCUCGUUGAUCAGAUGAUAUCAUUUGAUAAGAGAACAUUGACCUUGAUUUCAAAUUCUGGGUUGUUAUUAUCACUAAAGGAAGAUGAGAAUCUACAGAGAGUCUCUGUUCUAUCAGUCUUUUGUGAUCGCCCAGAUUGGCUCGAUAUAUGGGCAGAGGUCGAGAGAAUGGAGAUGCUAGACAAAUUAAAAUCUUCACUUCAGAUAGAGAAAAGUUGGAGCACAAGGCUUCAAGGAACAAUACUGAUGACUGGCUCAGAAGACUACAAAUCUCCCGUGAUCUCUGGCGUUCUCUUCCAAUGUCUCUCUACCAUUGUUGACCGGUCUAGGCCUCUUCCAAGCAUUUUAUUGAGGGCGAGCUUCAUCAGACUCGCUGGAACUCCACUAAUACGGGAAUUUCUUGAUUUCCUUCUACGUCGAUGUCAGGAAGCAGAGGGCCUCACUGCUUUAGCAGAUGAUGAUGCCUUGAUCAAGGUCUCAAACCCCAUCAAUGCAGUCAGGUACUCUGAGUCCAUACUAUCAGAAUGGUUGGAGGAUGUGUUCUUCCUCGAGAUGGAGGAAGAAGGCAAGUCUAUAUUUGACGAGGAGAUUGAAGGGUUGAGAGUGUUUCGAACAGAAUGGAUUGAGAAGGUGUCAACAGUGGUUUUGAGAGGCUUUGAAGCACAGUGCAGAGACUACUUCAGGAACAAGAAGCAGUGGCAGGAGAAGGCCGAAGGAGGCUGGGCCGUGUCGAAAACCUUUGUUGGAGUUUUAGACUAUCUUCAAGGAAAGAUUUCAAAGCUGGAGGAGAAUUUGAAUGAGAUGGAGUUCAUCACAUUGUGGAGGAAUGUAGCUGGAGGAGUUGAUGGGCUUGUUUUUGGUGGUGUUUUGAUGGGCGGCGGGAGGUUUUACGAUGGAGGCGUGGAGAGAUUUGGUGGGGAUGUAGAGGUUUUAUUUGGGGUUUUCAGCAAGUGGUGCUUGAGGCCGGAGAGGUUUUUUCCGAGGCUGAGCGAUGGUUUGAGGGUGUUGAAGAUGGAGGAGAGGGAGGUGAAGGAGGAGAUGAGGAAGGGGAAGGAGAGAUGGUUGAGGGAGAAGGGGAUAAGGCAUUUGAGUUUAGGAGAAGCUGAGAAGAUAGCGAAGAAUAGGGUUUUCAUGGGAUAGUAGAGCUUAGAAGCUAAGCGAUUCAUGGAAAUUGUUCAUGCAGCGAUGUGCAGGGGACUGCCAAUUAUGUUUUUGUUGAGGUAAUUUUCUACUUCUUCUUCUGCGGUUAGAUUGUUGUACAUGGGUUUAUAGCUUACAGACAAUUUUUUCUUUUUCUUUUUUUUUUCCUUUUUUUUAUGCAAGUUUAAUUCAUUCCUUCAAGACCCAAGGAUGCAAUAAUCUUCAAGUUAAUAUAUAUAUAACUAAUUCAGUGUGCAAGCU